AUGGGAGCACCUGAGCUCGAACUGACACAACGGGGUACUUGGAAUGCUCACCAUCACGAUACAGAUCGAGCUCAUUCCUCGUCUGUGAACGGAGGAAAUGAUAGUCCUCGACCUUCGAAAAGAGCCAAAGUAGCGGUCGCUUGUGAACAAUGCAAGACUAAAAAAGUAGGAUGUAAUGGAACUCAGCCGUGUCAAAGAUGCGUUCAGGAUGAUCGCCAAUGCACUUUCGGAAGAAAAGAAAUAAGGACGCCGUUGACUAGACAACGAAUGACCGAACUUGAGGAUAGAAUCCGAAUAUUCGAGAACAUGUGGAAUCAGAUGUUCACGGAGUAUCCGGUUGAGCAGGCUUUGGGUGAUGCCAUUUCAUUCGGUAUAGAGCGUGCUUGCGAUAGAGCUAGGAAACUUAUCCAGCCAAAGGAUAAUACAUGGAAUGUACCCGAAGUCGAAGUAAGACCCUCAACUCAUCUUGGUAUUUCGCGCGAGCGAAUUGCGAAUCACAGGGAAUCCCAAAUUUCAGCUAUUCGAGAUACAUCGCCGUUAGGUCAAAUAUCACUUCCACCGACAAGACAAGCUUCUCUGGACCCGGAACAUCAUCGAUAUCACUUCAGUUCAGAUGGAGAAGAGGUUGCUUAUGAAUGGCAAGAACAUUCGGGUCAUUUGAUGGAUCAAAGUACUAUUCAAGCGGACGCCGGUAUGGGGAGUCUAGCGACUUCGGGAAGAGGUGCGAGCUAUCUUGGUCUUUCCUCAGGUGCUACGUUCCUAAAUGCCAUCAAACGACUCUCACCACAAGCAAUUCCGGCUUUGUCUCCAAACGGUCCUUAUAUAGCUACCCGCCCUAUGGCCAUGGAAAGCUAUUCAGAAACGAUGCAAGAAUGGACUUCUGAAUUACCCAGGAGUCGAGUGAUUUUACCGCCGGCGGCUGAGAUCAAACCUUUAGUAGAUGGUUAUUUCCAAUAUUUCCACCAUUUUACGCCUUUAGUCCAUGAGCCUACCAUACGAGCUCAGAUAAGUGGUGCUAUACCUAUAGUCAAACCAGGAUCCGACGUUCUGAUGUACAUGAUAUUCGCCAUGGGCGCUCUCGAUUCUGCUGUAUCCGAAGAUGACGAUGACGGAUAUCAUUAUUAUCUAACCGCUCGGAAAUCCUUGGAUCGACAAAUGCUUGAAGGCGGAACGUUACCGCUAGUACAAGGGCUAGCUAUAAUGGCAAAUUAUCUACAGCGAAGUAAUCGAUCCAACGCCGGGUAUCUCUGUUUGGGCAUGGCAAUACGUAUGGCGACCGCACUGGGACUACAUACACCUGUCACCAGUAGGAGAUGCUCGGCACUCGAGAAAGAAAUCAGGGUUAGGGUGUGGUGGUCAAUAGUAACUCUAGAAGCUGGUUGUGCAGUAACCUUCGGUCGACCUCAUGCUCAUUCUCCUUUACAAUUGGCGGCUGUACCCUUUCCUCUCAAUUGCGACGACGAACAUUUGACUGUAUCAACAACCUCUGCGCCUGAGUCCUGCGAUCGGCCAACACUCUACACACCACUGAUUGAUCAAGCCAAACUUGCCAAAGUAGCUUGUGGUAUACAUGAUAGGAUUUUGCAAUCUCAUCCGGCACCUACAGUGGAACAAGUGAAACGAUAUGAUCAAAGGAUACUCUCUGCUUUACAAGUCGAGCCAGAUUUCUCACGUUCCUACACCGAUGGACCGUACGCUUUCGCUAGGGGAGCGCAGAUCUGGAGAGCAAGGGAUUAUAGAGCUAUCUUACAUCGACCAAUUCUCCUUGCCGCAGCCUGGGAUACGAGUCAUCGGAAAGCCUUGUCGCCUGGUGUCAUCGAAGCGUUAGAUGCCUGUAGAGGACUAGCUCUUACGAAUCUCGAGGAGAUAGGCCAUUUCGUCUCAACUCAACCAGAUCGUCAUAGAGGUGCAGAGUGGUACUACCUUUACUUCGCUUUUCGGGCUUCUCUGACGUUGCUACUGUCAAUCGUAUGGGAACCUCACCACUCAAAUGCGACUCGUUGGAAGGCCGUACUCACAUCGACUGUCUCUUGGUUCAGACAGAUAAAGUCAAUGAGAACUCUUGCGAGUGCGUACGCAUCUGUUCUGGAAGGGGUGGUGGGCAUUUCACCUUCUCCUCGUACGAUGGAUCAGCUUAUACAAGCGAUUGGGGACACUUCGUCGAGCAACUGGUCAUGCAUGGGUAAUUCUACCGACCCCCCCGAGGCCGAGCAGAUAAACCAAGAUGGUCUAGAUUUUGAGCGGUAUUGGAUGGAGCUGUGGGGGAACGAUACGAUACCUACAAGCUUAGCAUGGCCUGUGGCUGAUAAUCCGCAAAAUGGCUGGCAAAUUUGA
Messenger RNA from Kwoniella shivajii, 2334 nucleotides. RefSeq lists its product as uncharacterized. Bases 1 to 2334 code for a protein of 777 amino acids. Gene Ontology annotation, biological process: DNA-templated transcription; positive regulation of transcription from RNA polymerase II promoter by galactose. NCBI's taxonomy places the organism in Eukaryota, Fungi, Basidiomycota, Tremellomycetes, Tremellales, Cryptococcaceae. The record is from RefSeq and is a predicted model, not a curated record. The transcript has 8 exons. Gene Ontology annotation, cellular component: nucleus. Gene Ontology annotation, molecular function: zinc ion binding; DNA-binding transcription factor activity, RNA polymerase II-specific; RNA polymerase II cis-regulatory region sequence-specific DNA binding.